Messenger RNA from Oncorhynchus masou masou (cherry salmon), 2186 nucleotides. Its product is annotated as G protein-coupled receptor kinase 5-like. The transcript has 13 exons. Gene Ontology annotation, cellular component: cytoplasm. The coding region runs from base 374 to 1759 and encodes 461 amino acids. Lineage: Eukaryota; Metazoa; Chordata; Actinopteri; Salmoniformes; Salmonidae. The record is from RefSeq and is a predicted model, not a curated record. Gene Ontology annotation, molecular function: G protein-coupled receptor kinase activity; ATP binding. Gene Ontology annotation, biological process: signal transduction; regulation of signal transduction; protein phosphorylation.
GGAACGAACGAAGCUGAGAGCCGAGCAGGAAGGAAAAUUAACGAAGGCAGGAGAGGCUUUGAAUGCUAACAAGCGUUAUAGCUUUAACUACAAUAGUAGCCGCCGUUGUUUAGCCUAAAAGGUGAAGAGUUUUUUUUGUUGUGUGCCGAAAACAUCAAACGAUGGAGUCGGCGAACUAGUAGCCAACCACGAUUGCAAAAACCCAACACCUGGUAACCCGCCGAACUUGGAGAGCAAGCAAAGGCUAUGCGCCAGCUGCAGAAUUCACCAUCAUCAUCAUCAUCGGUGCCGCUACCUUCAUCUUUUUCAGUUGAAGUGAAAUGUAUUGCCUAGUCUGUAUGGGAGACGGAUCUUACACUUACUGACCAUUACCAUGGAGAUAGAGAAUAUAGUCGCCAACACGGUGCUGCUGAAGGCGAGAGAAGGUGGAGGAGGGAAGAGGAAUGGGCGCAGUAAGAAAUGGAAGGAGAUGUUGAAACUUCCCCACAUCAGUCUGUGUGAAGAGCUUCGCCUCACCAUCGACAGGGACUAUACCAGUCUGUGUGAGAGACAGCCGAUUGGUCGAUUGCUGUUCCGUCAGUACUGUGACACCAGGCCAGAGCUCAAACGUUGCAUCGAGUUCAUGGACUCUGUGGCCCUGUACCAGCUCGCUCCGGAUGAGAAGAGGAAGGACUGUUUAAUACAGAUUAUUGAGCUGUUUAAUAACUCGGCAGCCCAUCUGCGAGAUAUACCGCAGGAGUUGGUAGGGGAGUGUCGUGAGAAGCUGGAACAGACGCCCUGCAAGGAACUCUUCAACGACUGCUGCAAUAUUGUUCGGGAGUACCUGAGUGGCGCUCCGUUCUCGUCCUACCAGGAGACGAUGUACUUCUCUCGCUUUCUGCAGUGGAAGUGGCUGGAGAGGCAACCAGUAACCAAAAAUACCUUCAGGCAUUACAGAGUACUAGGAAAAGGUGGAUUUGGUGAGGUGUGUGCCUGUCAGGUCCGGGCCACUGGUAAGAUGUACGCCUGUAAAAAGCUGGAGAAGAAGAGAGUGAAGAAGAGAAAAGGUGAAGCCAUGGCACUAAACGAAAAACGCAUUUUAGAAACCCCAGAGGUGAUCCAGAAUGAGUCCUACUCCUUCAGUCCUGACUGGUGGGGUCUGGGCUGUCUGGUGUUUGAGAUGAUCCAGGGUCAGUCGCCCUUCCGCCGGCGUAAAGAACGAGUGAAGAGAGAAGAGGUGGACAGACGAGUGCGAGAAGAUCCCGAGGAAUACUCUGACAAGUUCUCUGAGGAGGCCAAGGAUAUCUGCAGACAGCUGCUGGCCAAAGACCCCAAAGCCCGUCUGGGGUGCCAGGGGCUGGGCGGUGUGGAGGUGAAGGCUCAUAUCAUCUUCAAGAACAUCAACUUCAAACGCCUCGAGGCAGGCAUUCUGGAACCCCCCUUCAGUCCUGAUCCGCGGGCGGUGUACUGUAAAGAUGUUCUGGAUAUAGAACAGUUCUCUACAGUGAAGGGAGUCAACCUGGACCCCACAGACGAUGACUUCUACCACAAGUUUGUUACAGGAAGUGUCUCCAUACCCUGGCAGAACGAGAUGAUUGAGAUGGAGUGUUUUAAGGAGAUCAACGUCUAUGAGACCGAGGGCCUGCUGUGUUCAGAUCUGGAUGUGAACAGACCCAACCCACCGCCAAAGAGAGGAUUCUUCUACAGGCUGUUCAGACGAGAGGUCUGUUUAAAGAGUGGCUACGAAGACGAAGAGCACGAGGAGCCUUCCCGACUUUAAACCACUCCUGCUCUCCCUCCUCCUCCUCCUGCUCUCCCUCCUCCUGCUCCUCCUCCUCCUCUCCCUCCUCCUGCUCCUCCUCCUCACCCUCCUCCUCCUCCUGCUCCUCCUCCUCCUGCUCCUCCUCCUCCUCUCCCUCCUCCUCCUCUCCCUCCUCUCCCUCCUCUCCCUCCUCCUCCUCCCCCUCUCCCUCUUCCUCCUCCUCCUCCUCUCCCUCCUUCCUUCUUCAAACGCAUCCAGAGCGUUAAAAUGUUAGGAACUCGAUGAAUGUUAAACCUGUAUUUAUGAUAUGUAUUAAAAAGUGUAAUUAUAAUAAUUAAAAGAAAAACAUAUGAGUUUAAAGAUUUUGUACAUUUGUACUUGAAUUGUGUCCUAGAUGUAUAUUUUCACCAAAAGGUGUAUUGUAUAAAAGCCAUAUUAAGUACCA